Onychostoma macrolepis is the source of this 1577-nucleotide messenger RNA. Its product is annotated as visual system homeobox 2. The coding region runs from base 265 to 1278 and encodes 337 amino acids. The record is from RefSeq and is a predicted model, not a curated record. Lineage: Eukaryota; Metazoa; Chordata; Actinopteri; Cypriniformes; Cyprinidae. The transcript has 5 exons. Gene Ontology annotation, molecular function: DNA-binding transcription factor activity, RNA polymerase II-specific; RNA polymerase II transcription regulatory region sequence-specific DNA binding. Gene Ontology annotation, biological process: regulation of transcription by RNA polymerase II.
AAAACAACUUAAAAGUCUGGUAGUGUGUGAUCCUCAAUCAUUUAGUUUUUUAAUCUGUAACCAUUUCCAAAGUCGGCAAGUGUAUGAUGCAUAGUGCUUUAAAAUAUGUUCAGAUUUGAAAAAGCCGUGUAGCGUAUUCCAGCCUUUAAUUCCUAGGUUAUUUAGAUCAACCUGAUAUGCGAAUGAAUGAAUUAGAUGGUCGAUUAAUUGGGAAAUAUGAUUCAUUCAUGACAUCUCUGUUUCUCUCAUGAACACUUAAGUCAAAUGAACCACUUUCAUUAUGCUUUAUCAAUUUUGGAACUCGACACUCUUAAUUCUCAUCAACUAUUAUUAUACAGAAAAGUUGAUAUUCUUCACAACUUUUCUUUUGUGCUCCACAGAAAAGAAGUCAUGAAAAAACAUGAGGUCUUCCACUCUUCGGCUGCGCACUUGUUCCCGGGGUUUCCCAGCAGGUUGACCUCACCGCAGAUCUUCAUCCCCGGGCCUCUGCUCAGCUACGAGCUCCUGCGCAGUUACCUGCAGCCCGAGCCCUGCAAACAGGCUCUGCUAUUGGCCGCUCAGUCCACAGGACAACAUGCUGAAAAUAUCGAUGAACCCCGGCCAGUGAAGCAGCGGCGAGCUCGGGCCAACUACAGCAGCUGGCAGCUGGAGGAAUUGGAGAAGGCCUUCGAGAGCACCCACUACCCAGACGUCUUCAUGAGAGAAGCCCUGGCCCUCAGACUGGACCUGAUAGAGGCCAGAGUGCAGGUGUGGUUCCAAAACCGCAGGGCUAAAAUGCGCAGACAGAUGAAGCUCCAGAGUCAGGCAGGAGAGCAGUGCGGCCGGCGCGACAGUGACGACAGACAGGUAGAUUCGUCCAGCAGAAGCACAGCUCCAGAGCUCCACAGCAGCAGCAGCCCUGGCUGGGACAGGAAACACGAGAGAGGAAGCCCCACUUGGUCCAAACCGUACUCAUCAGCUACCCACAGCCCCGUAAGCGACAUGCAUCAACGGCCAAGAGAUCAGGAGGGGUCAGAGGAGCCCAGUCCAGAGGACUUCCGCUGCUGUAGCAUUGCCAAACUAAGGGCGAAGGCCAGGGACUAUGAGGCAGAGAUCCACAGCACUGUGGCCAAGGCCAGCAGAGAGAGGCAGAUGAAGACACAGUGGACAUUUACAAAGGUAGUUUUCUCAAGUGUUAUUGGACUGACAGCUAGUGAACAAGAGGAGCUAAAAGAGGAAGCUCAUGGUGAUCUCAUCGAUGGCCAGCUCCUCUAUCAGCUAUCCUGUUACCCUGCGUGAAAACACAGGAUGUCUGCAAGCUGCCACAAGCCCUCCAUAAACACAAUAGGGACGGCUGAAAAAUGACUGCCUUUUCUGACAAAUGUGCUUUUUAUAGAUUGCAAUAAACUUUACAUAUAUCAUUUUUACCACGAUAGAUGCUAUUUGUGCUGAACAUUUGUUCAUAUGCUGUAAUUAUUGCAUGCUUUUGGAAAUCACUUUUUAAUUUCAUGUUUCAUGCUUAACAUUUACAUGUUUUUCAAGAACAUUUUCUACCUAAAGGGAUCAUUCAACCAUAAAAUUGAAUAUUCUGUCAUCCU